AUGGGAACAGAGCACAAUUAUACCGGUUUCACCGUACAUCUGAUAAAAGACACAGAUGCAAGCGACAAACGCGAUAUUGAAGAAUUAUUGAAACCCGUUGACGCGCUAGAAUUGGAUUCUGAUAGUGAUUACAGUGUCAUAAGUGACAUAUUUGAGGAAUUUCACAAGGACAGCUUCCUGAGGCCUGGUGCAGACCCUUGCAAGAAACACCUGUCGAAAACUGAGGCUGACUGGAAAACCGUUGAAAGAUUUACCGACGAUUUUAAGAAGACUAUGGUUGAAGUAAGAAAAGAACAGCAGGUGGGUCGUCCCCUAUUCGAGGAAGAAGAAUCCAUUGAAAAAAUCCUCAACAAACCUAUUGAAGCGAAGAAAUCGAUCACACCACCAACCAGAGGCUCCCCAAUCAUCGUCGAACAAGAAAGAGACCAAAGAAGCGAAGCCAGUUCCGAAUCUCUGGUGUGGCAGAGACUUUUGAAUAACAGCGAAGGUCGUUUCAAGGUCAGUCCUCCAGUUUUUGAUGCCUUUAGACAGGAGGAGAAGCACUGGUUGGAACGGCCUCCGAUGUCAUGGAAACUGGUCGAUGACUGUCGAGUUAAGUGCGAUAGAUGGCUUGAUGACGUCAUGCAA
Molecule: messenger RNA, 627 nt
Organism: Anoplophora glabripennis (Asian longhorned beetle)
Lineage: Eukaryota; Metazoa; Arthropoda; Insecta; Coleoptera; Cerambycidae
Exons: 2
Source: RefSeq, a predicted model, not a curated record